Molecule: messenger RNA, 363 nt
Organism: Protopolystoma xenopodis
Lineage: Eukaryota; Metazoa; Platyhelminthes; Monogenea; Polystomatidea; Polystomatidae
Source: the annotation of a GenBank genome assembly
GACGUCUGCAUUUCAGCAGUAAAAGAGAAGGACAUUGAAGCCAAAUUAAAGACAGUGAUCAAUGAUUGGUCGGCACAGAACUUCCAAUUUGCAGCCUUCAAAGCUCGGGGAGAACUUCUGCUCAAAGGGGACGCCACCUCGGAAGUUAUCAGUUUAAUGGAAGAUUCAUUGAUGGUACUAGGAUCUCUGCUUUCUAAUCGUUAUAAUGCCCCAUUCAAGCCUAAGAUCCAGGAGUGGGUCCAGAAAUUGACCAGUACUACUGAAAUCAUAGAGAACUGGCUAUUAGUGCAGAACCUCUGGAUCUACCUUGAGGCCGUUUUUGUUGGAGGAGAUAUAGCCAAGCAGUUACCGCAGGUUUGUUAA